This is a messenger RNA of Bombus huntii, 980 nucleotides long. RefSeq names its product 5-formyltetrahydrofolate cyclo-ligase (gene Mthfs). Gene Ontology annotation, molecular function: 5-formyltetrahydrofolate cyclo-ligase activity. Gene Ontology annotation, cellular component: mitochondrion. The transcript has 4 exons. Gene Ontology annotation, biological process: folic acid-containing compound biosynthetic process; tetrahydrofolate interconversion. The record is from RefSeq and is a predicted model, not a curated record. NCBI's taxonomy places the organism in Eukaryota, Metazoa, Arthropoda, Insecta, Hymenoptera, Apidae. The coding region runs from base 295 to 882 and encodes 195 amino acids.
UUAUUUAUAAUUCUUCAAUUAAUGCUCCAAUUAUAAUGAACAAUAUGAAAGAAAGCAACGCAAGUAUUAGAACAUUCAGAUAAAUAAAAUAUGAUAUAGCUGAUAUAUGAAGAUAAUUGGUAAACUUAAAAAUUUUGAACAUUUAAAUAAGAUAAAAGACUAUUUUAAGAAAGAUAUAUGAAUAAUACCUAAAUAUAGAUUACAGAUAAUUGUGAUGUAUAAUAAAUAUGUCAUAGGUUAUACACAUGUUUUAUAGAGUUCUUUUUUUGUAAGAGGUGCAUAUUGAUAGAAAUUAUGGCUGGAAUAAAAUCUGCUAAAAGUACUUUACGUAAAAAAAUGAAAGAUAUUAUUACACAACUUAAUACUGAAGAGAAACAAAGACAAUCAAUGAAGGUAUUUGAUAAACUAUGUUCUCUACCACAGUUUCGAGAAAGCACAAGAAUUUCCUUAUAUCUAAGCACAAAAGAUGAAAUUGACACAAUUGAAAUAUUAAAAUAUAUAUUUGAAAGAAAAAAGGUCGUAUUUAUUCCUAGGUAUAAAGGAAAAGAAAUGGAAAUGGUUAAACUACUUUCGAUGCAAGAUUAUGAAACACUACCAUUAACCAAAUGGAAUAUUAAACAACCAAAUGUUAAUGAACUUAGGGAAAACGCAUUACAAACUGGUGGAUUAGAUUUAAUACUUAUACCAGGUGUUGCAUUUACUGCUAAUGGAAAACGUUUGGGACAUGGAAUGGGUUAUUAUGAUAAAUUUUUGGACUUAUGUUUAAAGAAACAACAAAAAAUACCGCACUUAAUUGCACUGGCAUUUAAUGAACAAUUGUGUGAAGAUAUUCCUACAUCUGAAAAUGAUAUACUUUUGGAUCUUGUACUUACAGAAAAAUAAUUUAUUAUGAGAAAAUUUACGUUUUGUAUUCAUGUUCUUAAUUUAACUGUAUUUUCUAAUAAAUAAGUUAAAUAUAAAAAUACAUUAACUAAUAUAAA